GCAUUGCGUGGAUGCACCGUGUGAGGUGCACCGAUGCAGAUUCGAUCGGGCACAUUCGAUGAGUUUGGUGACGUGUGGGUUACGAUCAGCGAGUCUGCUGCCGGGAACUCUAACCGAGCGGACACGGUACCGAAGGAAGCAGGCCGUCGGACGAACCGGACCGGGAAUCAUGCUGGAAACGAACCAUCCGGGGACGACCCCAGGCGACACGGGUCCCGGAAGCUGCCGCGGAAGCAAUGUCGGAUCGUCGGUGCUGCAACCGUCCAACAGCCAGAACCACAUCAACAACAACAGCAGCAGCAACAACAACAACAGCAGCAGUAGCAACACCGACGAUAAUCCCAUCCCGGACGGGCUGCGCUGGAUCGAGCGGAUGGUGAUGGAGGCCGAACAGCAAUACCCCGGGGAACUGGUGCGCACCGAUAGUCCAUACUUCCUGUGUUCCGCCCUGCCGAACCAUUGGCGAUCGAACAAAACGCUCCCGAGUGCGUUUAAGGUGAUCUCGCUCGGGGACGUAAGCGACGGUACGAUGGUCACUAUCCGGGCCGGCAACGAUGAGAACUUCUGUGCCGAGCUACGCAACUGUACGGCGGUGAUGCGCAAUCAGGUGGCCAAAUUCAACGAUCUCCGGUUUGUGGGCCGCAGUGGACGAGGGAAAAGUUUUACGCUUACUAUUACGAUCUGCACGACGCUACCCCAGGUCACCACGUACUGCAAGGCGAUAAAGGUGACGGUGGACGGCCCGCGGGAACCACGAUCGAAGACGAAUACACCACAGAUGCGUCCACCACCGUUGCAUCGGUUUUUGGAGCAGCCCGCGUUCAACCAUCAUCACUACCCCGGUCGACCGUCAUCCUUCGGUGGUGGUGGCGGUGGUGUUGUUGGCGGUGGUAACAACGGGCUCGGCAGUAACGGCAUCGGCACUGGGACGGGCACUGGUAGCAUAGGCGCCGGUGCCGGUAGCGGUGGAACCGGUCUCGGGAGCGGAAACGGCAAAUCCUCUUCUGUCAACUACAGCAACAACGGCACCAGCAGUACCGGUAGCACGAGUCUUCAUUCGCAUCACCAUCACCAUCAUCAUCAUCUUCAGCAUGGGGCUGUGGGCGGUGCAGGUGCGGGCACGGGUGGCAAUAUGACCAUCAAUACCAGUGCCGAAUCGAGCAGUGAUUACAAACCUAAUCUCGCGCUUUCAGACUAUUCCAAUGCUCCCGACUGGUCGAAUGGGUUGGGAGCGCCUUCGAGCACGUCCUACAUGAACACCUUCUCACCACUGCAGGCCAGUCCUCCGUCGUACGUGGCGUACGACUCCUGCCCGAUGGUGGAUCACCCCAAUUACAGUCUGACGGCGUCCGGAGUCGUUUUAGAUAAUAUUCAACCAUACCAAGACUACUACGGACUUUCGGGACCACCUCCACCACCGAUAGCGCCAGUAGCUCCGGUGGCACCUUCCGUCAACUCACAAACCCAACUCGGUGCCCAGCUCACCACUGGAGGCAGUUCGUACGUGGCCAAAGCGGGAGAUCUGGUGGAGGCAAGCUCCUAUCCCUCCUACCCACACCACACCCAGUGGACGAAUGGGUAUCACGGUAGCUAUCAUCAUCACCAGUACAACCAUCCAUCGGUGGCCACAGCUGCCGGGUGCGCUUCAUCCCUUGCUGCCGUAGCCACACAACCUCCGGCCAGCUUCCAUACACCGGCCGCUCCACCACCACCCCCACCACCGAUGGUGCUCUGUCCGCAGAUGUUCAGCACAGUCAAUCAGAACCAAAUCCACGUGCAUCUGCACGGAUCGGGAAGCGAAAAGUUCGAACACUACUUCGGUGCAGCGGACAAUGGUUUCACGAUUAAUUCGUUUCCCGGGCCAAGCAUUCGAUCAGUGCCGGCACCGGUUGCGUCCUCGCUGUCUGGCUCGUCCGUAGACAUUGGCGGAAUCGGUGCGCACCAUCAGGACAGUGGGCCAGUGGCCACGAACGAUACGCUUACCGCGCUACUUUCGGCCCAUCACGAGGACGGACAUCAGCAGCAUUCGGGCGGUGGUCAAGACCAGCAGCAGCAGCAGCAGCAGCAGCAGCAGGGGCAGCAGGAUGAAGCUCGGGGCGAAGAAACCGGUGUGUCCGGAGAUCCGAGCAGCGUGUGGCGACCUUAUUGA
Messenger RNA from Anopheles maculipalpis, 2149 nucleotides. RefSeq names its product protein lozenge-like. Bases 59 to 2149 code for a protein of 696 amino acids. Gene Ontology annotation, molecular function: DNA-binding transcription factor activity, RNA polymerase II-specific; RNA polymerase II cis-regulatory region sequence-specific DNA binding; ATP binding. Gene Ontology annotation, cellular component: nucleus. Gene Ontology annotation, biological process: regulation of DNA-templated transcription. NCBI's taxonomy places the organism in Eukaryota, Metazoa, Arthropoda, Insecta, Diptera, Culicidae. The record is from RefSeq and is a predicted model, not a curated record. The transcript has 6 exons.